AUGUCUGAUGGUCUGGCUCGCAUCCGCGCAACGCUAAAUGUCCGUCCUCCAUAUUGCAGUGGAACUUGCGAAAUUGCUGUCGAGCAAUCUACACUCUUUUAUAGUACAGCGACAAGCGGUGUACGAAAAAUCAAUCUGCUGUUCCCUACGCAGAACCAGCUUGAGUCUCUGCAUGAAGCUUGUCAGCCUGCAGCAUAUAGUCAUGGAGAAGGUUCCAAGAAACACAAGGCCGGCAGGUUAGACGCCACCGCAUUCGCCACUCAAUUUAGCUUGGAAAACACCGGAUUAGUUGAUGCUGUGGGCCAGUCGCUACUGGAGGGCAUGGCCGUUGGGCGGGACAUCAGAUCAGAAUUAUAUGAAUUGAAUAUCUAUGGUGCGAGCAAUUAUGUCGGACCACACAAGAGUGCUACGAACAGCGACAAGAUAUUCGGUUUCCUUGAUAUUGUAUUCCCGACUCCGCAUACCGGAGGGAUAUGCAGUCUACGCAACAACGAAAAUGAGUGCCGUGUCGACUUUGCAACCAUGCUGUCAGAAGCACAGAUCCCUCUCGUUGGUUACGCAGCGUACUUCAAAGAGGUCGAACGUGAGAUUGACCCAAUCACAUCCGGUCACCGCCUGACGUUGAGUUACAAACUCUACGUUGCGUCUGGCGGGGACAGUCCAUCAGCUACUAUGAUCUGGGCACCCGGCCCUUUUGAACCGUCCUUGGAAACUGCCCUGGCCGAAUUCGUGAAUGAUCCCAAGGUGUUGCCUAACGGUGGUUAUCUCGGGUUCGGACUUCGCCAUCAGUACCCGGUAUCGUCAGAGAUGAGAGUGGACACUCUUAGGUCAUGCUUGAAGGGUUCGGAUGCGAUUAUCACGCGCGUCCUGAAUAAGCUCCAUCUGUCAUGGUCUCUUCGCGUUCUAUACCGAGACAGUGUGUCUCAUUCGGAACAGACAUUCGUGCUUCAUAAGUUCAUAUCAGAUCUAUCCCAGAAAGACCUCGUGCGGAGUCACUGGGGCGCUGGUGAAAAAUUGGGUCUAGGAGCUGAAUUCGUUCGGUUUGUUGAUGAAUUUGGGAAUGACGACGAGAAGCGGGCUGUCGAUUAUUCCAAAUAUUCGGAAGAUGUUGACAUCAUCCAAAUGACAGAGGUGCCUUCCGUCACAAACGUGCAUUCUCAAUACCUUGCGUACGGGAACGAGGCAAUGAUGGGAAACCUGUAUGGCGAUAUUUGCCUAGUUGCGGAGGUCCCUGCGAAGGUCCUGUAUUAG
Messenger RNA from Suillus discolor, 1251 nucleotides. RefSeq lists its product as uncharacterized. The record is from RefSeq and is a predicted model, not a curated record. NCBI's taxonomy places the organism in Eukaryota, Fungi, Basidiomycota, Agaricomycetes, Boletales, Suillaceae. The transcript is spliced from 3 exons. Bases 1 to 1251 code for a protein of 416 amino acids.